This is a messenger RNA of Soboliphyme baturini, 1230 nucleotides long. The record is from the annotation of a GenBank genome assembly. Lineage: Eukaryota; Metazoa; Nematoda; Enoplea; Dioctophymatida; Soboliphymatidae.
CUCAUUAGGCUGUCUUCCCUGCUCAUGGAAAACAAAGCCGAAUUGGCAAAGCUUAUAACCACAGAGCAGGGCAAAGUUCUGGCAGAGGCGGUCGGCGAGGUGGCGUACAGCGCAUCAUUCUUCGAGUGGUUUGGCCAGGAGUGUCGUCGGACGUACGGCGACAUCGUUCCAUCGAACAAACCCGACCGGCAGCUGCUGCACAUGCGGGAGCCGAUAGGCGUGGCGGCUAUGAUCACGCCUUGGAACUUUCCUAUCGCUAUGAUUGCCCGUAAGGCGGCUGCUGCCCUCGCAUGCGGCUGUCCAUGCGUCAUAAAACCUGCUGAAGACACACCUUUGUCUGCGCUGGCUCUGGCUGAGCUGACGAAAACAGCCGGAAUCCCGGAUGGAGUGUUUAACGUCUGCCCUUCGGAUGCGAUAAAAACUGCCGCUGUUGGUCAGUUCAUGUGCGAGUCGCCCAAAAUUUCGGUUAUAUCUUUUACGGGAAGCACAGACGUUGGAAAGUUGCUGCUGCGUCAGUCAGCCAGUACUGUGAAAAGAAUGUGUCUGGAGCUGGGCGGCAAUGCUCCAUUCAUCGUGUUUGCUUCUGCGGAUAUAGGGGAGGCCGUAAAGGGUGCAAUGGCUUCCAAGUUCCGGAACAGUGGCCAAACGUGUGUUUGCGCUAACCGCUUCUUCGUCCAUCGUUCGGUAUUCGACGACUUUGUCGAUCAACUGACGACAGCAAUGAGGGGCGAGUUGGUUGUCGGUAAUGGCUGCCAGACCGGUGUAUCCCAAGGGCCGCUGAUCAACGAAAGUGCCGUCAACAAAGUCGAGCGACUGGUUGACGACGCUGUCAAGAAGGGGGCCAAGGUGCACUGCGGUGUCGGAAGGCAUCCCGCCGGCAAAUGCUUUUAUAAACCGACCGUUUUGAGCGGAAUCGAUCAACGCAUGGAUAUUGACCAGGAGGAGAUUUUCGGCCCAGUGGUUGCGAUUACGCAGUUCGAAUCUGAGGCAGAUGCGGUUCGAUUGGCUAACAGUGUGAAAGUCGGAUUGGCGGGUUACUUUUAUUCACGAGAUAUGGCGCAGAUUUUUCGCGUUGCCAGACGCUUAGAGGUUGGUAUGGUCGGCGUGAACACAGGAGCGAUUUCGACUUGCGAAUGUGCCUUUGGCGGAGUUAAGGAAUCUGGCCUUGGAAGGGAAGCAUCUUAUUUGGGCAUGGACGAAUUCCUGCAGACCAAAACCGAUUACUCAUAA